Messenger RNA from Eupeodes corollae, 1887 nucleotides. Its product is annotated as cytosol aminopeptidase-like. Gene Ontology annotation, cellular component: cytoplasm. The record is from RefSeq and is a predicted model, not a curated record. Bases 132 to 1802 code for a protein of 556 amino acids. Gene Ontology annotation, biological process: proteolysis. The transcript has 2 exons. Gene Ontology annotation, molecular function: metalloaminopeptidase activity; manganese ion binding. NCBI's taxonomy places the organism in Eukaryota, Metazoa, Arthropoda, Insecta, Diptera, Syrphidae.
AUAAUUAAUUUUAAUCAUUUGUAAAAUUUAUUUGUCGCUAGCUCAAAGACUUUCUGGUGUGUGAUAAAUAAUUUAUUAACUGAAAAAAUCAAAAAUCUUUUGUAAGGAUAUUUUUCAACAAAUUACUAAAUAUGUAUGCCGUUGCUGCUCUAAAAAAUACAAUCCGGUUGGGCUUCCCGAAAAAGUUGCUCCAUAACAAUACGUCAAGGAAAUAUUCCAAUCAAGCCAUAAGCCAUCUGUUAGCGUUGUCUGAAACCAAACUCUGUGCAGAGUCUCCUUCGAGGGGAUUAGUAUUAGGAGUCUAUGCCGAUGAGGACGAUAAAACCGAUGCUGGCCAAUUGACUGCAGCUGCACUCCGAUAUAAUUCUAUGAGAACCGAUGGGAGACUCCUUGAGGUUCUACGGAUGUCGGGACCAAUGCCAAAGCGUGGGGAAGCAAGGAUUCUGUUUGCCGUCGAAACGGAAAAAGUGCCGUACUAUUCGGCAGUGGCUGUUGUAGGACUCGGUCAUGAGUGCUUGGGCUUCGAUUCGUUCGAAAUGAUUGAUGAACGGAAAGAGGCCAUUCGAAGGGGCGUAGCUGCUGCAUGCAUGCAACUGAGUGAUCUCUCUACAGAUAGAAUAGAAAUUGAAAAUUGUGGACAUGCGGAAUCGGCUGCCGAGGGAGCGGCUCUGGGAGUCUGGGCUUACCAGGAACUAAAGGAUGCAAAAAAACGCAUGGAGAAACCAAGUAUCGAAUUGUACACACACAAGGAUGAAAUUUGUGACAUUGAAGGUUGGCGUAUUGGUCUUCAAAAAGCAGCUGCUCAAAAUUUGUGCAGAGAACUCCAAGAGACGCCAUCAAAUUUGCUCACUCCAACUGCAUUUGCUGAAAAAGUAAUUAAGGUCUUGUGCAAGACAGAUGUCAAUGUUGAGGUGAAGGGCGAGGGAUGGGCUGAGAGCCAUGAAAUGAAUGCCUUCUUAGCUGUGGGAAAGGCCUCUUGCGAAGCUCCGAUUUUCUUGGAGUUAAGCUACUAUGGUGGCCCCAGAGAUGACAGGCCAAUAGUCCUCAUUGGACAGGGAAUAACAUACGACUGUGGCGGUCUGAACUUGAAAAAGAAUGAUGAACUGAAAAUCAUGCGAGGUGACAUGGCAGGAGCGGCUGUUGUGGUUUCUACUUUGAAGGCCAUUUCCAGUCUUCGACUGCCUAUCAAUAUCCGUGCCCUGAUUCCGUUAUGUGAAAACGUCAUGGGUUGCAAUUCCUUUCGACCAGGGGAUGUAGUCAAGUGUCGUAAUGGAAAAACUAUUUGCAUCCAAGGAACCGAUCACGAAGACGUUCUUGUCCUCGCAGACGCCCUGCACUAUGCUCAGAACUUUUGCCCCAAGUGUGUUGUGGACAUCGGGACGACAUCUGGAGGCAUGCGUCAGGCACUGGACGAGUCUGCUUGUGGUGUAUUCACCAAUUCGGAAAUUCUAUGGCAGCAAAUCAAAAAUGCCAGUAUCCACACCGGCGAUCGGGUCUGGAGAUUUCCACUGUGGAAUUAUUACUCGAGAUUGGUAACAAAAUCUUCUAUUGCUUCCGACGUCCAAAACUACGGUGGAGGCUCUGGGGGAAAUCCAUGCAAGGCGGCAGCCUUACUGCGUGAAUUUGUGCCGUGUGGACAAUGGAUGCAUAUUGAUGCAACAAAUGUAAUGUAUUCAAAUGGAAAAAGUCUCGAAUAUAUUCGCAAAGGAAUGACCGGUCGACCAACUAGGACAAUGAUUGAAUUCGUUGCACAAAGUAUUUGCAAGGAAACAGCUCCAAAAAUACCACCAGAGAAAUUGUAAAAUUUGAAGCUUGUAAUUUUAUUUUUGACUUUUUGAGAUGUAUUUUUAUGUUUUUAUAAUAAAUUCCAAAAACCUAUAAACGCAA